Messenger RNA from Microstroma glucosiphilum, 1675 nucleotides. RefSeq lists its product as hypothetical. The transcript has 4 exons. Bases 59 to 1297 code for a protein of 412 amino acids. NCBI's taxonomy places the organism in Eukaryota, Fungi, Basidiomycota, Exobasidiomycetes, Microstromatales, Microstromataceae. Gene Ontology annotation, biological process: protein localization to kinetochore; mitotic sister chromatid segregation; kinetochore assembly. Gene Ontology annotation, cellular component: chromosome, centromeric region; nucleus. The record is from RefSeq and is a predicted model, not a curated record.
CUACGAUUGAUACCCUUUACUCACAAAGUCACGAUACCCGCACACCUUUGCGCCCACCAUGCCGCCCCGUAAAGCUUCGUCGUCGUCGUCGAAGCCACGUACGGCAAAGACGACGACGGCCAUCGCGUCUACUGCCCCACCUUCCCAGUCGGACAUGCCUAGCACUGAAGCACACUUGGGUCUCAUCAUCGAGUGUCUCACCUUCAAUCCUAGAAUUUACAUCGAUGGACUCACUCAUUUAGCAACCGAGGGAGUGUAUGAGCGGGGUCUGGAGCUGGAGAAGAGUAUACUGGCUAUUCUCAAGGAAAAGGGAGUCGCAGACGCGGAGCACGAGGCGGAGAGGGGAACACACAAGAUGAAGACGCUCAUCGACAAUUGUCUCGAUCAUGUCUUCGAUACGCUCGAGCUCUACUCGUACAAGCAAGUCUUCGGCAUUACCACACGGCAGGCAUCCAAUAUGGUCUUGCCGCACCACGCCGGCUUGGAUCUGCGGAGGGGGGAGGGAGACGAUCAUGAGCGGGAGAGUAGAGAGCUGGAAGAGAGACAGAGGGAGCUGACGAGGAAGCUCAAUGCGGCCAAAUCCACCUCACACGCCCUGAACCUAGCACUCGAAGCCUCAACCCGUCAAAUGAAUCGAGCUCGCUCCGUACAUUCCAAGCUUGCCUACCUGCUAGGAGACUACGCCUCCGAAGAGACCGGCGGCAUCCAGGCCACUGUACAGCACCUAGUCGACGCGAUCCAGAUCAUCAGGUCACAGCGCUCUCCCCUGCUCAUCAAUUUGGAGGAGCUCAGAGCAGUGGACCCUCUGGGCAAGGCGCUCAUUCAUUCCACAUCCUCCCUUGCAAGUGGUAGCGAGCCAGAGGACAAAGCCGGUAUUGCCGGAGCUGGUGCUGGUGCAGGAGCAGGAGCUGAGGAAGUAGAACCAUGGAGCGCAGGAAGGGAGGGGUACCUCCGCUGGCAGACACAGCGUAUGCUUUCCUCCAGUCGUAGAUCCAUGGGCGGAGCAGCAGCAGGGUACGAAGGCGGAGACACGACUCUGGGAGGUUCUGGGGGAGACACUUCCAUGCUUGCUUCUGGCAAGGGAAGGAAGAGGAAGAGCGGCAUGGGUACAGGCGCAGACGAGAGUAUGACCUCGGCGGCAAGGAGGGGACGGCCGAGCGUGGCGCUUCAUUCUACCGACGAUGGUAUGGAGGGGGAAGAGGUGGGCAAGACGGGCGAGAUGGAGCGUCUGGCAAACCUCAUGUCGCACCGCCCCACAAGCGCAGCAAAGGGCUCGGGCGAUCUGAAGCGCUCUUGAACCUCGUAGCGUGUAUGCUGUUCUUGCCUUUUGCGCGAGCGAAUCUGUAAUUCUAAGUGACGACCAUGUUCAUGCCACAAACAUGUUUGUCUCCCUUGCGAGGGACUGACUGCCUCCAUCGCACGAUCCCGACUUGAGGAGACGCUAGUCUAUGAAAUCUGUCGACACUGAAGGUCGUAUGGAGUGACCUCCAUCGCGGUACAGAUUAUUCAUGAUGUAUGUCGACUGAUCGAGCGGCUGAAAUGAGGAGACGGCCCUUGCGAGGGAAGAACCGAGUCGAAUUGCUGCAGAAGAUAGUGAUUAUUAAGUACAGGUCGAGAGAUGGAGAAAUACAGAGGGAGGAAGAGAGUGACGGUUCAUAGUUCAGAGAUUUACGAG